Messenger RNA from Erigeron canadensis, 556 nucleotides. RefSeq names its product transcription factor TRY-like. Gene Ontology annotation, biological process: cell differentiation. The record is from RefSeq and is a predicted model, not a curated record. Gene Ontology annotation, molecular function: transcription cis-regulatory region binding. The transcript is spliced from 4 exons. Gene Ontology annotation, cellular component: nucleus. Lineage: Eukaryota; Viridiplantae; Streptophyta; Magnoliopsida; Asterales; Asteraceae. The coding region runs from base 91 to 354 and encodes 87 amino acids.
ACACACAAAAACCAUCUCAUAGACCAAUAAAUUCAAACCCUUCUCUUCCUUUACUUCUGUUCAUGGAUAAACAUUGGAGAAGGAAGAGCCAUGAGCAACAAUCAUGAGUUUGAAGUGAGCAGUAAAAAAUGGGAGUUUAUCAACUUGAGCGAUCAAGAAGAAGAUUUGGUAUACCGAAUGCACAAACUCGUCGGUAACAGGUGGGAUUUGAUUGCUGGCAGAAUUCCAGGUCGAAAACCUGAAGAAAUUGAAAGAUUUUGGUUGAUGAGACAUAAUGAAGUUUUUAGAAACCUACGAACACAAACCAAUAACAAGUUUAAAGUUAAAGUGGUUCAAAGAAAUUUGAGGAACUAAAGCCGGUCAAAUGAGAAGUUUCUAUGAAGUUGGAGCAUAAAGUGUAAACAUUGUAGAUAUAUCGUGUUAUUGUUCUUGAUAGAUUGAAUAUGGGUUCUGUACUUGUGUUUAAUCAUCUCACAAAGUAAUUAAAAGUAAACCUUAGUUAAACAUUUUAUCAGAUAUAUUUAAAUAAUAUUAUCGUCAUAUAAUUAUUUCUUAA